GCGCGCUGGGCCUGCCCCGCCGCUCUGCCCCCCGCGCGCCCCGCGCCCCGAGUCCGCGGGCCAUGGGAGCCGGUCGUCUGCAGGGACCGCGCCUCUGAGACCCACGAGCGGCCACCGGAGCCAUGCGGAGCGAUCGCGCCCGCAAGGGCGGAGGGGGCCCGAAGGACUUCGGCGCGGGACUCAAGUACAGCUCGCGGAAGGAGGACAUGAACGGCUUUGAGGAAGGCGUGGAGUUCUUGCCCGUCAACAACGCCGAGAAGGUGGAGAAGCGCGGCCCGAGGCGCUGGGUCGUGCUGGCGGCCGUGCUGACCAGCCUCGCCGUGGUUUCGCUCAUAGUUGGCUUCCUGGUGUGGCACUUCCAGUACCGGGAUAUGCGGGUCCAGAUGGUCUUCAACGGCUACCUGAGGAUCACAAACGAGAACUUUCUGGAUGCCUAUGAGAACUCCAACUCCACUGAGUUUGUAAACCUGGCCAAAAAGGUGAAGGAAGCGCUGAGGCUGCUGUACAGCACAGACCCUGCCCUGGGCCCCUACUACAAGGAGUCAGCCGUGACGGCCUUCAGCGAGGGCAGCGUCAUCGCCUACUACUGGUCGGAGUUCAGCAUCCCGCCGCACCUGGUGGAGGACGCCGAGCGCGCCAUGGCGGAGGAGCGGGUGAUCAUGCUGCCGCCACGUGCGCGGUCCCUCCACUCCUUCGUGCUGACCUCGGUGGUGGCCUUCCCCACUGACCCCAGAACAUUACAGAGGACCCAGGAUGACAGCUGCCGCUUUGCCCUGCACACCCGCAGCGGGGAGCUGACUCGCUUCACCACGCCCGGCUUCCCCGACAGCCCCUACCCAGCUCGUGCCCGCUGCCAGUGGGCCCUGCGUGGGGAUGCCGACUCGGUACUGAGCCUCACCUUCCGCAGCUUUGACGUCGCAUCCUGCGACGAGUAUGGCAGUGACCUGGUGAUGGUGUAUGACACCCUGAGCCCCAUGGAGCCCCACGCCCUGGUGCAGCUGUGUGGCACCUACCCUCCGUCCUACAACCUGACCUUCCUUUCCUCCCAAAACGUCCUGCUGGUCACACUGGUAACCAAUACUGAGCGGCGACAUCCUGGCUUUGAGGCCACCUUCUUCCAGCUGCCAAAGAUGAGCAGCUGCGGAGGCCACUUACGUGACGCGCAAGGGACAUUUAGCAGCCCCUACUACCCGGGCCACUACCCACCCAACAUCGACUGCACGUGGAACAUCGAGGUGCCCAACAACAAGAACGUGAAGCUGCGCUUCGAAGUCUUCUACCUGCUGGAGCCCAACGUGCCCCUGGGCACCUGCCCCAAGGACUACGUGGAGAUCAACGGGGAAAAGUACUGCGGAGAGAGGCCCCAGUUUGUGGUUACCAGCAAGAGCAGCAAGAUCACCGUUCGCUUCCAUUCGGACCAGUCCUACACGGACACCGGGUUCCUGGCCGAAUACCUCUCCUAUGACUCCAGUGACCCGUGCCCCGGGAAGUUCACGUGCCACACGGGGCGGUGUAUCGAGAAGUCGCUGCGCUGCGACGGCUGGGCCGACUGCACCGACUACAGCGACGAGCUCGACUGCCGGUGCAACGCCUCCCACCAGUUCACGUGCACCAACAAGUUCUGCAAGCCCCUCUUCUGGGUCUGCGAUGGCAUGAACGACUGCGGGGACAACAGCGAUGAGCUGACGUGCACUUGUCCAGAUCAGACCUUCAAGUGCUCCAACGGGAAGUGCCUCCCAGAGAGCCAGCAGUGUGACGGGAAGGACGACUGUGGGGACGGCUCAGAUGAAGCCACCUGUGUCAGUGUGAGAGUGGUCAGCUGCACCACACACACCUAUCGCUGCCAGGACGGGCUCUGCGUGAGCAAGGGCAACCCCGAGUGCGACGGGACAGAAGACUGCAGCGAUGGCUCGGAUGAGAAGGACUGUGACUGUGGGUUGCGGUCGUUCAGCAAACAGGCCCGGGUCGUCGGGGGCACGGACGCAGAGGAGGGCGAGUGGCCCUGGCAGGUGAGCCUGCACGUCCUGGGCCAGGGCCACGUCUGUGGGGCGUCGCUCAUCUCCCCCAACUGGCUGGUGUCCGCAGCCCACUGCUACAUUGACGACAAAGGAUUCAGGUACUCCGACCCGAAGCAGUGGACGGCCUUCCUGGGCCUGCACGACCAGAGCAAGCGCAGCGCCCCGGAGGUGCAGGAGCGCAGGCUCAAGCGCAUCGUCCCCCACCCCUCCUUCAACGACUACACCUUCGACUACGACAUUGCGCUGCUGGAGCUGGAGCAGCCAGCCGAGUACAGCUCCGUGGUGCGGCCUAUCUGCCUGCCCGACGCCUCCCACGUCUUCCCGGCGGGCAAGGCCAUCUGGGUCACAGGCUGGGGGCACACCCAGCAGGGAGGCACCGCGGCGCUGGUCCUGCAGAAGGGCGAGAUCCGCGUCAUCAACCAGACCACGUGCGAGAAGCUCCUGCCGCAGCAGAUCACGCCCCGCAUGAUGUGCGUGGGCUUCCUCAGCGGCGGCGUGGACGCCUGCCAGGGUGACUCCGGGGGCCCCCUGUCCAGCGUGGAGGCGAACGGGCGGAUCUUCCAGGCCGGCGUGGUGAGCUGGGGGGAAGGCUGUGCGCAGAGGAACAAGCCAGGCGUGUACACGAGGCUCCCUGUGUUGCGCGCCUGGAUCAAAGAGCAAACUGGGGUGUAGGCGCAGGGGCCGCCCACCCCAACGUGCACAUCUCUGGGGCCACCGGACACACCUACCUGCAGGGCCGCUCACCGGGCACGCCAACAUGCACACCUGCAGGCUGCCUGGACCGCUUACUGCAUCCCUGCCUUGGGCCCCCAGAACCCAGACUGUGAACGGCAUCCCCAGGACUGCGUGCCGGAGAGCCCGCCCCCGACUGAGCUCCACAGCGGGGCUGGGGCUGAGGAGGGGAGGACACUGGUGGUGCUGGUGGCCCAGCUGGGGACAAAGGUUUGCAGACACAGCCUCCCCCUGCAGCCCCAAGCUGGGCCAGGACUCUUCCCUGCAGAUGUGCUUCCUCUGUCUCCAAGGAGCAGCCGCAGCCAGCUCCCGGGACUUCCUGGGUGGAGGUGGGGCUGCAGGCUCCGGGCAGUGGGGUCCUGGGGUCACACUCAUCAGGAAACCCAGGCACGAAGAACCUUGGGAAACAGGCCUAAGAUUGGAAUUGUUUCACCGGCCCCCAGGGUGGGCUUCAGUGUGUGUGUUUGUGUA
Molecule: messenger RNA, 3221 nt
Organism: Propithecus coquereli (Coquerel's sifaka)
Lineage: Eukaryota; Metazoa; Chordata; Mammalia; Primates; Indriidae
Gene: ST14
Product: suppression of tumorigenicity 14 (colon carcinoma)
Exons: 19
Coding region: 123-2690 (855 amino acids)
Biological process (GO): proteolysis
Cellular component (GO): membrane
Molecular function (GO): protein binding; serine-type endopeptidase activity
Source: RefSeq, a predicted model, not a curated record